GGUGUUUUUACGUCAGACGGUUGGCGAUCCGUCUCCAAAACCCUAGACAGGCUUCAACGGGGAGCCAAGCGGCGACCUCUCCAUUUACACUCUAAACCCCACAACAACUCUUCUUCCCGUGUCUAAAACCCUAACGCAACUUUUCUGAGCUUCCACAAUCCUCCUUCAAUGGCGGAACCAAGUUCAAGCUUUAAACCUGUGAAACCCAAGCUCAAACCCAAACCCAGAACCCCCAAGCAAACCCCAGAGUCCAAGUACUGGUCCUCCUUCAAAACCCACCAAAUCCCAAACCUCAUAUCCUCUGUCACCUCCAUCAACUUUUCUCCCACGACUCCACACCCCUUCGCUGCCACCUACUCGACCUCGCUUACCCUCUUCAGCCCACAGACACUCUCUCCCUCCUCCACUAUCUCCUCUUUCUCCGACGUCGUUUCCUCCGCCUCCUUUCGCUGUGACGGCCUCUUGAUUGCUGCCUCGGAUCUCUCCGGACUAAUUAAAGUAUUCGAUGUCAAAACCCGGACCCCAUUGCGUAAACUCCGGUCCCACACACGCCCGGUACGUUUUGUUAAAUACCCAGUUCAUGAUAAGCUCCAUUUGGUCUCUGGCGGCGACGAUGCCCUCGUUAAGUACUGGGAUGUCGCCACCGAGACGCCAAUAUUAGAGCUUCAGGGACAUAAGGAUUAUGUACGUAGUGGUGACUUUUCACCUGUUAGUCAUGAAUUGUGUGUGACUGGAUCAUAUGAUCAUACGGUUAAGCUAUGGGAUGUGAGAGUAGCCGAUUCCAAAUCGGUUAUGGAGGUGAACCAUGGAAAACCCGUGGAGGAUGUGAUAUUUUUGCCUUCUGGGGGGCUAGUUGCUACGGCAGGUGGGAAUACGGUUAAGAUAUGGGACUUGAUUGGCGGUGGGAGAAUGGUUUUUUCAAUGGAGAGUCAUACCAAGACAGUUACUUCCAUUUGUGUAGGGAGAGCUGGGAAGGUUAGUGGAGAAGAGGGGAGGGAGAAUAGGGUUUUGAGUGUGGGAUUGGAUGGGUAUAUGAAAGUUUUUGAUUAUGGUAGGAUGAAAAUCACGCAUUCCAUGCGGUUCCCGGCACCACUUAUGUCAAUUGGGUUUUCGCCAGAUUGUGGGAUGAGAGUGAUUGGUAGUUCUAAUGGGGUACUGUACGUUGGGAAGAAGAAAACAAAGGAGGAGAAUGUGGAGAGUGGUGUAAGGAGUUUUUGGAGUUUAGGGCAGGAGGAGAGAAGGGUUAUGAGGCCUUCGUAUUUUCGCUAUUUUCAGAGAGGGCAGGGGGAGAAGCCAAAGGAGGGGGAUUAUGUGGUAAUGAGGCCAAAAAAGCUGAAGUUGGCUGAACAUGAUAAGUUGCUUAAGAAGUUUAGGCAUAAGGAGGCUUUGGUGUCGGUGUUAGACGGCAAGAAUCCAGAGAACGUGGUUGCAGUGAUGGAGGAAUUGGUGGCAAGGAGGAAAUUGUUCAAAUGUGUUGAGAAUUUGAACAAUGAGGAGCUUGGAUUGUUGUUGAUGUUCUUGCAUAAGUACACAACGGUGCCAAGAUACUCUAGUUUGUUGAUGGGGUUGACGAAGAAGGUGCUUGAAAUGCGGAUUGAAGAUAUUAGAGGUUCUGAGGCCUUAAAGGAUCAAAUUAGAAACCUUAAGCGGUCUGUUGAGGAGGAGAUACGGAUACAACACUCAUUGCAAGAGAUACAGGGUAUCAUUUCUCCUUUGUUGAGGAUAGCUGGGAGGAGAUGAAAACAUGACACUUAUAUUGCAUUUCCCGGUUUUAUGAUGUAGCUGUAUUAUUUAUUUACCUGCUUGCAGCUUUGUUGUCAUGCCAACUGAAAGUUCUGCAAUUUUGUUUCAUGAGAAUUUACUGUGUUUUCUUAUCAAUUUUGUGAGGAACUUUAGUUACUUGUUAAGAUUUAUCAUAUCAAAGUCGUUCUUUCCAUUGACAA
Carya illinoinensis is the source of this 1943-nucleotide messenger RNA. RefSeq names its product protein SLOW WALKER 1. The record is from RefSeq and is a predicted model, not a curated record. The transcript has a single exon. NCBI's taxonomy places the organism in Eukaryota, Viridiplantae, Streptophyta, Magnoliopsida, Fagales, Juglandaceae. Gene Ontology annotation, molecular function: protein binding. Gene Ontology annotation, biological process: rRNA processing; positive regulation of transcription by RNA polymerase I. The coding region runs from base 169 to 1740 and encodes 523 amino acids. Gene Ontology annotation, cellular component: nucleolus.